AUAAACUGGAUGAGAAAUUUAAACAAUUACAUGGAUUUAAUGGUUUACUUCAUGUGCAAGACUGUCAUAACGGGCUCUAUGAUAUUAUUCUAGGUUUUAUUGAUACUGCGAAAAGCCUUGGAAUUUUUUAUAAUAAAGAUUUUAAUGGUGAAAGACAAAAUAGAGUUGGAAUAUACCAGUUUACAAAUAAAGAGAGAAGGUGUUCUUUGGCUGAAGACUAUUUAAAAGAUGCGCUAAGAAAAGCUGAAUUACAUUCAGGUUCAGAUCUAUAUGAAUUUGAAAAAAUUGUUGCUGUAGAUAUUAGAUUAUAUGCUCAUGUAUUAGAUAUUAUUUGGGACAAAAAGAAUGAAAAAGAAAAUAUUGCGAUCAUUGUAAAAUAUUUUUGCAAUGGUACAGUGUAUGAGGCUUUUAUUGCACCAAAAGGUGAAGUUAUUCUUUGUGGUGAAGCGAUCAAUAGCCCUCAG
Messenger RNA from Racocetra persica, 464 nucleotides. NCBI's taxonomy places the organism in Eukaryota, Fungi, Glomeromycota, Glomeromycetes, Diversisporales, Gigasporaceae. The record is from the annotation of a GenBank genome assembly.